AUGGUUGCCAUGCUGAAUCUGAGUGAACGUGAACUCGGAGACAAACGAGUGAAUCAGAUCGCUGCUCUACUGCAGGAUAAACACUGUGAAAUCAACACACUGAAUCUGUCUGGGUGCAGUAUUACAGCGAAACAGUGUCUCAUCCUGACGUCAGCUCUGAAAUCAAACCCAUCACACCUGAGAAAGCUGGAUCUGAGCUGGAAUGAACUAGGAGACUCUGGAGUGGAAAACCUCAGUGAUCUUCUGAUGAACCCACAAUGCAAGCUAGAAAAACUAGAUCUGUGUGAUUGCAGUUUUACAGAGAAACAGAGUCUCAUCCUGACUUCAGCUCUGAAAUCAAACCCAUCACACCUGAGAGAGCUGAACCUCAGUUUGAAUCAAAUUAAAAACACAGGAGUGAAACACUUAUGUGACGUACUGAAGGAUUCACACUGUAAACUGGAGAGAUUGAGAGAAGCUCUGAUUCAGGGAUUUGAAAUCUGGCAACCGCACACAUGA
Molecule: messenger RNA, 498 nt
Organism: Sinocyclocheilus rhinocerous
Lineage: Eukaryota; Metazoa; Chordata; Actinopteri; Cypriniformes; Cyprinidae
Product: ribonuclease inhibitor-like
Exons: 5
Coding region: 1-498 (165 amino acids)
Molecular function (GO): protein binding
Source: RefSeq, a predicted model, not a curated record